Messenger RNA from Aureococcus anophagefferens, 1459 nucleotides. RefSeq lists its product as hypothetical. NCBI's taxonomy places the organism in Eukaryota, Pelagophyceae, Pelagomonadales, Pelagomonadaceae. The transcript is spliced from 3 exons. Gene Ontology annotation, molecular function: protein-lysine N-methyltransferase activity; protein binding. Gene Ontology annotation, biological process: peptidyl-lysine monomethylation. The coding region runs from base 184 to 1395 and encodes 403 amino acids. The record is from RefSeq and is a predicted model, not a curated record.
UUUUAUGGCAUAUCACGGACUUAGCCAUCCACCCCCGGUCAGCACGAAAAUUGCUCUGUAGACGUGUCGCUCUAUCAACUUGGACGGGAGCCGUUAUCGAACCGACCCAAAUCAGCGAUUCGACAAUGAAGCGGAAGGGUUGUCUGGACACUCCGUGAGCCGAUCGCAGCCCGCUGUACUGAGAUGGCAUCGUUCGAGGACCCCGCAAAAUCCUGGGCGCGAGACCGCGAUAAGUUCAAGGAACGGACGGGAGACGCGUCUGAAGCACAAAAAGAAAUUGCUUUCGUACAGUGGUUGACCGAAAAUGGCGGUAAGUUUGCCGAUUGCGUCGAGUUACGAUCUUACGAUGAUGAGGUGCGAGGUGUGCAUGCGACACGGGAUCUCGAAACUGAAGAAAUCCUUGUGGAAGUGCCCUUGAAAUGUCUAAUUACAGUCGAAAUGGGCAAGGCGACAGAUGUAGGGCGCGCUGUAUUGGAAGCGGAAUUAGAGCUAGACGCGCCAAAGCAUGUAUUCCUCAUGUUGUUUGUCCUACUCGACCGGCGCGAUAGCUCGACCUUCUUUGCACCCUACUAUGACAUCCUGCCAUCGACGCUAAGCAACAUGCCCAUCUUCUGGCAGCCUGAUGAAUUGGAAUGGCUCAAGGGUUCGUACCUCUUGACACAGAUUGAGGAACGGAAACGGGCUAUCAAAGCUGAUUACGAAGCCAUCUGUGGGAUUUGGCCCUCCUUCAUAGAUGUUUGCACGUUGGAAGAAUUCAAGUGGGCCCGUAUGUGCGUAUGCUCUCGAAAUUUCGGUGUAGUUGUCAAUGGCGCGCGUACAUCAGCUAUGGUCCCAUAUGCGGACAUGCUGAAUCACUUUCGGCCAAGGGAGACUAAAUGGACCUUCGACAACUCACGCGGUGCAUUCACAAUCACAUCGCUCCAGAAAAUUAGUGUUGGUUCGCAGAUCUAUGAUUCAUAUGGCCAGAAGUGUAACCAUCGAUUUUUGCUUAAUUACGGGUUCGCCAUCGAGGACAAUAAGGAGCCAGAUGGCUUCUGCCCCAAUGAAGCAGCUCUUUUGUUGCAACUCUCUCCUCAUGACGCCCUCGCAUCUCGAAAGCAGCUACUAUGGAUUCGUGAUGGAGCUGCACUUGCCAAUGAUCAUUUGAUGCCAUUUUCGAAUGAACGCCACGCUAGGAUUCACGUCAAAUCCGAAAAGGUCGUUCUCCACCAUUAUGUGCGUUUUGCAACCACAGCCCUUGAGUUGACCCAUAUGCGACCUGACGACUUUGAUGCUUCCGUGGCCAGGCUUUUCAAUUCUAAUGACCAUCGUCAUGUUGCCACCUAUUCUAAUGGCAUCCUGCGCCAAGUACGGCGCAUUGGUCGUGUGCAGGCCCUGCACGCUGGCCCUGCAUAGGCCCGCACUAGGUCCCUGGUGCGGCCCGGCCAGUGUGGGAAACGAAUAAUAUAGACUAAUUGUC